Myiozetetes cayanensis is the source of this 2210-nucleotide messenger RNA. RefSeq names its product ryanodine receptor 1-like. The record is from RefSeq and is a predicted model, not a curated record. The annotation marks the transcript as partial. Gene Ontology annotation, cellular component: smooth endoplasmic reticulum; sarcolemma; sarcoplasmic reticulum membrane. Gene Ontology annotation, molecular function: ryanodine-sensitive calcium-release channel activity. The transcript has 22 exons. Gene Ontology annotation, biological process: calcium ion transport. NCBI's taxonomy places the organism in Eukaryota, Metazoa, Chordata, Aves, Passeriformes, Tyrannidae.
CGUCAUCAUCCCCGAGAAGCUCGACGGCUUCAUCAACAAGUACGCCGAGUACACGCACGAGAAGUGGGCCUUCGACAAGAUCCAGAACAACUGGACUUUUGGGGAGACCGUGGAGCGAAGAGGCCAAAGCCCACCCCAUGCUGAGGCCCUACAAGACCUUCUCUGAAAAGGACAAGGAGAUCUACCGGUGGCCCAUCAAGGAGUCCCUGAAGGCCAUGCUGGCCUGGGAGUGGACGGUGGAGAAGGCCCGGGAAGGGGAGGACGAGCGGGCCGAGAAGAAGAAAACCCGGAAAAUCUCCCAGAGUGCCCAGGCCACCUACGGCCCCUCCCACGGGUACAGCCCCCAGCCCGUGGACCUGACCGGGGUGACGCUGUCCAGGGAGCUCCAGGCCAUGGCAGAGCAGCUGGCCGAGAACUAUCACAACACCUGGGGCCGCAAGAAGAAGCUGGAGCUGGAGGCCAAGGGGGGGGGGUCUCACCCCCUCCUGGUGCCCUACGACACCCUGACGGCCAAGGAGAAGGCUCGGGACAGGGAGAAGGCCCAGGAGCUGCUCAAGUUCCUGCAGCUCCACGGAUACGCCGUCACCCGGGGGCUGAAGGACAUGGAACUGGACACGUCGUCCAUCGAGAAACGCUUCGCCUUCGGGUUCCUGCAGCAGCUGCUGCGCUGGAUGGACAUCGCCCAGGAGUUCAUCGCCCACCUGGAGGCCGUGGUGAGCAGCGGGCGGGUGGAGAAAUCCCCCCACGAGCAGGAGAUCAAGUUCUUCGCCAAGAUCCUGCUGCCCCUCAUCAACCAGUACUUCCACAACCACUGCCUGUACUUCCUGUCCACCCCGGCCCAGGUGCUGGGCAGCGGCGGCCACGCCUCCAACAAGGAGAAGGAGAUGAUCACCAGCCUCUUCUGCAAACUGGCCGCACUGGUCCGGCACCGCGUCUCGCUCUUCGGCACGGACGCCCCGGCCGUGGUGAACUGUCUGCUCAUCCUGGCACGGUCCCUGGAUGCCAGGACGGUGAUGAAAUCCGGCCCCGAGAUCGUCAAGGCGGGGCUGCGCUCGUUCUUCGAGUCGGCUGCCGAGGACAUGGAGAAGCUGGGGGAGCAGCUGCGGCUGGGCCGGGGGACCCCCACGCGAGCCCCCACCAAGGGCGUGGCCCAGAACGUCACCUACACCUCGGUGGCCCUGCUGCCCGUGCUCACCGCCCUCUUCGAGCACCUGGCACAGCACCAGUUCGGGGACGACGUCAUCCUGGACGAUGUGCAGGUGUCCUGUUACCGCAUCCUGUGCAGCAUCUACAGCCUGGGCACCGCCCGCGGGCCACACGUCGACAGACAGAGGCCGGCCCUGGGGGAGUGCCUGGCCCGCCUGGCCGCCGCCAUGCCCGUCGCCUUCCUGGAGCCACGGCUCAACCACCUGAACCCCUGCUCUGUGUACAGCACCAAGAGCGCCCGGGAGAGAGCACUCCUGGGCCUGCCCAGCCGAGUGGAGGAGCUGUGCCCGGACCUGCCGGACCUGGAGCGGCUGAUGGGGGACAUCGGGGGCCUGGCGGAGUCGGGCGCGCGCUACACGGAGAUGCCGCACGUGAUCGAGGUGGCGCUGCCCAUGCUGUGCCAUUACCUGCCCCGCUGGUGGGAGCGCGGCCCCGACGCCGCCCCCCGGGGCCCCUGGGCCACCAACGUCACCGGCCAGCACCUCAACGCCCUGCUGGGCCACAUCCUGCGCAUCGUCGUCAACAACCUGGGCAUCGACGAGGCCUCCUGGAUGAAGAGGCUGGCGGUGUUUGCCCAGCCCAUCGUGAGCAAGGCUCGUCCGGAGCUGCUGCGCUCUCACUUCAUCCCCACACCCUCAAGGCUCGUCCGGACGGCGGGUAAAGUGGUGGCCGAGGAGGAGCAGCUGCGGCUCGAGGGCAAGGCCGAGGGCGAGGACGCCGAGCUGCUCAUCAGGGACGAGUUCUCCGUGCUCUGCAGGGACCUCUACGCCCUCUACCCCCUGCUCAUCCGCUACGUGGACAACAGCAGGGCGGGGUGGCUGACGGAGCCCAACGAGGACGCCGAGGAGCUGUUCCGCAUGGUGGGCGAGGUCUUCAUCCUCUGGUCCAAGUCCCACAACUUCAAGCGUGAGGAGCAGAACUUUGUGGUGCAGAACGAGAUCAACAACAUGAGCUUCCUGACGGCCGACAGCAAGAGCAAGAUGGCCAAGUCUGGAGAUGGACAG